Carassius carassius (crucian carp) is the source of this 1463-nucleotide messenger RNA. RefSeq names its product flap structure-specific endonuclease 1 (gene fen1). The record is from RefSeq and is a predicted model, not a curated record. Gene Ontology annotation, molecular function: 5'-flap endonuclease activity; RNA-DNA hybrid ribonuclease activity; magnesium ion binding. The coding region runs from base 172 to 1305 and encodes 377 amino acids. The transcript has 12 exons. NCBI's taxonomy places the organism in Eukaryota, Metazoa, Chordata, Actinopteri, Cypriniformes, Cyprinidae. Gene Ontology annotation, cellular component: nucleus.
UUGAGAAAUCGAUUCUAUCGUCUGCCACAUGAAUUUGACUAUUCAUGCCUGAAUUAGAUUCGCGCGAAAUUGAUAACAGUUUUUGGCGCGGUUGUGUUUGUGUCUAUGACUGAAAGGCAAAGAGCUGAAACGUUUUUUUGGUAAGUGAUUUCUGAUAAUUACUUUAUCACAAUGGGAAUCCAUGGACUUGCAAAGCUCAUUGCAGAUCACGCGCCUUCAGCCAUCAAGGAGCAAGAUAUUAAAAACUACUUUGGCAGGAAAAUUGCUAUUGAUGCGUCCAUGUGCAUCUACCAGUUCUUAAUCGCGGUCAGACAGGACGGGAAUGUGUUGCAGAAUGAAGAUGGAGAGACCACUAGCCACCUCAUGGGGAUGUUCUACAGGACCAUCCGAAUGCUGGAGAGCGGCAUCAAGCCAGUUUAUGUGUUUGAUGGCAAGCCACCUCAGCUGAAGUCAGGAGAACUGGAGAAGAGAGGCGAGAGACGAGCAGAGGCUGAGAAACUUCUAGCUCAGGCACAAGAAGCAGGUGAACAGGAGAACAUUGACAAGUUCAGUAAGCGACUAGUGAAGGUUACCAAACAACACAAUGACGAGUGCAAGAGGUUACUGACUCUAAUGGGAGUCCCUUACAUUGAGGCUCCAUGUGAGGCCGAGGCGAGCUGUGCUGCUCUGGUGAAAUCAGGGAAGGUUUAUGCCACAGCGACAGAAGAUAUGGACGGUCUGACGUUUGGAACAACAGUCCUGUUGAGGCAUCUAACAGCCAGUGAAGCCAAAAAACUCCCUAUCCAAGAGUUUCAUUUCAGUCGUAUUCUACAGGAAAUGGGUCUGACACAUCAACAGUUCAUUGACCUGUGUAUCCUCCUGGGCUGUGACUACUGUGGCACUAUAAAAGGAAUCGGACCCAAGAGGGCCAUUGAUCUCAUUAAACAGCACGGCUCCAUUGAAGAGAUCCUUGAGAAUAUUGACCCAAAUAAGCACCCGGCUCCAGAGGACUGGCUGUAUAAAGAGGCUCGGGGUCUCUUCUUGGAGCCCGAGGUCAUUGACGGCCCCUCAGUUGAUCUGAAGUGGAAUGAACCUGACGAGGAUGGACUGAUUCAGUUCAUGUGUGCUGAGAAACAGUUCAGUGAGGAUCGUAUCCGUAACGGCUGUAAGAAAAUCAUGAAGAGUAGACAAGGGAGCACCCAGGGAAGACUGGACACAUUCUUCACUGUAACUGGAUCAAUCUCCUCCAAGCGUAAGGAGCCUGAAAUAAAGGGAUCUGCUAAAAAGAAGCAGAAGACGCCAGGCAAAUUCAAGAAAGGCAAAUGAAAGUGAUUUCAGCUAGAGGAGUCCAGAGCUUGUAGUGUCAUUAACAGUCAAAACAUGUCUGAUUAAGGAAAAAACACAAGAACAGUUAAAAAUGUUUUAAAUGCCCUAUUUUCGUUUUCUAUAUUAUCUUAAAUAAAGAUAAAUAUUUAAUCAUACAA